UGGCAAUUAUGAGAAAAAAUAUUUUUAAAAAUGGUGGUGAUCGUGUUGAUGGUGGCGAUUAAUUGACUGAUUUAAUUUAUUUUGAUUUGUAUUUUGUACAUAAUUAGUGAUAGACGCUUUUCAAAUUGUCGUGGCUCUGGCCAAUAUCAUGCUUUCAUAUGUCGGGACUAGCUAAAACUACAGUUUUGGUCGAGGAGGGUGGCAAUCAAACUAGAAAACGUUCUUUCACACAUGCCAGCAACGAACAGAUCAAAAAGGAUUUAAACACUAAAAAAAUUAAAACUGAAGAGAUGAGUGCAAAUGAGAAGAAAUCAAACUUUUCGGUACUAAAUCCGAACUCCAACGGUACAUUGAAGAUGAGUUCGACGUCGUCAAUGAGUAAACCUGGAGCAACUACAAAGAAGUUAGUUAUAAAAAAUUUCAAAAGUAAACCAAACCUCCCAGAAAACUACCAAGAGACAACAUGGAGCAAGUUAAAAGAGGCUGUCAUAGCAAUACAGACAUCAAAGGCCAUUGCCUAUUCAUUAGAAGAAUUGUACCAAGCUGUUGAAAACAUGUGUAAACAUAAGAUGGCUUCACAGCUGUAUGUCAACCUGACGAACCUUGUGGAAGCUCACGUCAAGUCCAACAUAGAACAGUUCCUGUCGGAGGGUAUGGACCGGCAGGUGUUCCUCAAGAGAAUAGACGACUGCUGGCGCGCGCACUGCCGCCAGAUGAUCAUGAUUAGAAGCAUAUUCCUGUACCUUGACCGCACAUAUGUGUUACAGAAUCCUAGCAUACAUUCUAUAUGGGACAUGGGGUUAGACCUGUUCCGGCACCACAUAGCGCUGAACACGCUGAUCCAGACGCGCACUGUGGAUGGGCUUCUGCUGCUGAUCGAGCGCGAGCGCGGCGGGGACGCCGUCGACAUCUCGCUGCUGAAGAGCUUGUUGCGCAUGCUGUCCGACCUGCAGAUCUACCAGGAUGCUUUCGAACACAAGUUCCUACUGGCCACUGAGCGGCUGUACGCUGCAGAGGGGCAGCGGCUGAUGCGCGAGCUGGCGGUGCCGCAGUACCUGGCGCACGUGGAGAAGCGGCUGCGCGAGGAGAACGAGCGCCUGCUGCACUACCUGGACCCCUGCACCAAAUGGCAGUUGAUCCACACGAUCGAGCGCCAGCUGCUCAGCGAGCACCUGGCGGGCAUCCUCAGCAAGGGGCUGGAGGCGCUGAUGGACGGCCCGCGCUCGCAGGACCUCACCACGCUCUACAGCCUGUUCAGCCGCGUCAAGGACGGCCUCAACGAGCUGUGCAACCACUUCAAUGCCUACAUCAAGAAAAAAGGUCGCACGAUAGUAAUCGAGCCGGAACGCGACAAGACCAUGGUGGCCGAAUUGCUGGAGUUCAAGGAACAGCUGGACAACGUGGUGACGGCAUGCUUCCAGCGCAACGACCGCUUCCUCUACUCCAUCCGCGAGGCCUUCGAGCACUUCAUCAACCAGCGGCAGAACAAGCCCGCUGAGCUCAUAGCCAAAUUCGUGGACCUGAAGCUGCGCGCGGGCAACAAGGAGGCGACGGAGGAGGAGCUGGAGCGACUGCUGGACAAGAUCAUGGUGCUGUUCCGCUUCAUCCACGGCAAGGAUGUGUUCGAGGCGUUCUACAAGAAGGAUCUGGCUAAACGGUUACUAGUGGGUAAGUCAGCAUCCGUGGACGCGGAGAAGUCGAUGCUGAGCAAACUGAAGCAGGAGUGCGGCGGCGGCUUCACGUGCAAGCUGGAGGGCAUGUUCAAGGACAUGGAACUGUCUAAGGACAUCAACAUUACGUAUAAACAGCACCUAGCGGCAACGCAGGAAAGCGGCGGCCUGGAGCUGUCGGUGUACAUCCUCACGAUGGGCUUCUGGCCCACGUACCCGCCGGUGGAGGUGCGGCUGCCGGCGGAGCUGACGCGCCACCAGGACCACUUCGCCAAGUUCUACUUGGCCAAGCACUCGGGCAGGAAGCUGCAGUGGCAGGCGACGCUGGGGCACUGCGUGCUCAGGGCGCACUUUGCACAGGGUAACAAAGAGUUGCAGGUAUCUCUGUUCCAAGCUCUCGUCUUACUGUUGUUCAAUGAUGGAGACAAUCUCUCAUUUGAAGACAUCAAAACUGCUACAAAUAUAGAGGAGGGCGAGCUGCGGCGCACGCUGCAGUCGCUGGCGUGCGGCAAGGCGCGCGUGGUGACCAAGACGCCGAAGGGGCGCGACGUGCAGGACCGCGACCAGUUCGCCUUCAACGCCGACUUCACCAACAAGCUGUUCCGCAUCAAGAUCAACCAGAUACAGAUGAAGGAGACCAGCGAGGAGCAGAAGGCGACGGAGGAGCGCGUGUUCCAGGACCGGCAGUACCAGAUUGACGCGGCCAUCGUGCGCGUCAUGAAGAUGCGCAAGUCGCUGUGCCACAACCUGCUCAUCUCCGAGCUCUACAACCAGCUCAAGUUCCCCGUCAAGCCCGCUGACCUCAAGAAGCGCAUAGAGUCGCUCAUAGAUAGAGACUACAUGGAGCGAGACAAGGAGAACCCCAACCAGUACAACUACGUCGCGUAAUACAGGUACGCGCACGCCGCGUUAGGGUUCCUUCCCACACAUCACUCGUGUCGGACGCGUCACAUGUGUCAGUCGUGUCAGUCAAGUCCGAUACGUCUAAAGUUACUUUAUAGUAAUAUAAUAUGUA
Molecule: messenger RNA, 2685 nt
Organism: Bicyclus anynana (squinting bush brown)
Lineage: Eukaryota; Metazoa; Arthropoda; Insecta; Lepidoptera; Nymphalidae
Gene: Cul4
Product: cullin-4A
Biological process (GO): DNA damage response; ubiquitin-dependent protein catabolic process; protein ubiquitination
Cellular component (GO): Cul4-RING E3 ubiquitin ligase complex
Molecular function (GO): ubiquitin protein ligase binding
Source: RefSeq, a predicted model, not a curated record